Messenger RNA from Tachysurus fulvidraco (yellow catfish), 3288 nucleotides. RefSeq names its product myosin heavy chain, clone 203-like. The transcript has 12 exons. The record is from RefSeq and is a predicted model, not a curated record. NCBI's taxonomy places the organism in Eukaryota, Metazoa, Chordata, Actinopteri, Siluriformes, Bagridae. Bases 169 to 2196 code for a protein of 675 amino acids.
CACACACACACACACACACACACACACACGCUUAGUGAUGACGUCACCGGAUGUACGAAAGCGAAAGUAGAGAACAGGGUGUGUUUUUCUGUAGUUUAAUCGAGACAAAAGCGAGAGAAAAGUAAAGCGCUUCUCCUGUGCUGAUGGUGGUGUUGUGUUUCCUCAACCAUGCAGCUCUUCAGCCUUCAUCACUGUCUCCUCUUCUUCAUCCUCACAUUCACCACUGCUCCUGUCUCAGCUCUUGAGAUCUGUCCUACACGGGCGAAGCUUCAUCAGCCAGUGACGCUCUCAUGUACAUCUGCAUGUUCUGGUUCAUUGAUGUGGAACUUACUUAGUAAUCGUGGUGUUGUCCUGGCUCAGUGUAAUCUGACAUCAUGCUGGGCAAAGGAGGGAUUUAGUAUCUCUCAUGAUCAGUACCUGAAGGGAGAUUUCUCUCUCACCAUCACUGAAGCUGAUUACAGUCAGAGGAACGUGUACGUAUGUGAAUGUAGAGACUCAGACUACGCUCAUGUGCGCCUCGUCAUAGAGACUGUGUUCACACCAGUACAGAUGGAGACUGAUGAAGAUCUGAAGCUGAAGGUGUCUGUACCAGAGCCAGUGGAGGUGAUUUAUAAAAGCGAUGAUGCAGCUGAUGAAGUGAUCUGCAGUGUGACUAACGGCUCACUACAGUGUAAAGAUGAUUACAGACACAGAACAUCACUCACUUACCCUGAGCUGACACUGAGACACAUGACGCCGAGGGAUAAAGGAAGUUACACCAUCCGGGACACCAAGAAUAAUGAAGACAUUCAGAUAUACGCCGUGUCUGUGGAAGAUAAGCCUGAUGUUCUUGUGUGGGUGAUUCCACUGAUACUGAUUCUGCUCUGCUGCAGUGUUGGAGCAGGAAUAUUCCUACUGUAUAGAAAACAGUUGGAGAGGCGACAGCAACUAGUGGACCAGCUUGUACAGGAGGCUUUAGGAGGAACAGUGGAUAAGAUCAGAGAAGUGGAGAAGUCACUCGAUCAGCUGCAGCAGCAGUACAACAACACUGUAUAUAAAGACAAGGUCACAGUGUUCUGCAGUGACAAGAGGAGACAGCUGUUAUUGAAUGGACUGCAACAAGUGGACAAGCUUGUACAGCAGGCUAAAGGAGGAAAAGAGGAGAAGAUCAGAGAAGUGGAGAAGUCACUCAAUCAGCUGCAGCAGCAGUACAACAACACUGAAUAUAAAGACAAUCUCAAAUUAUUCUGCAGUGAAAAGAGGGAACAGCUGAUAAAGUGGCGACUGCUACCUGCGUUAGAACCUUUACAGAAGCAUGAAGAGUGGAAAAAGGAGGACACUGAGCAUUUGGAGAAGGAGCUGAAUCGGAUGUUGAAUCUGUACUGGAACUCUGAACAUUUAAAUGAUGUCUUAUUGCUCUGCUUUGAACAUAGGUCACAGAUUAGCUGGAACAGAUUACAGUACAGCAAAGAAGAAGAUCUUAUGACCAAGAGAACAGAGUUGAACAGGAAACUGCUAAUGGUGGAACAGCUUGUACAGCAGGCUAAAGCAGGGACAAAGAAGAAGAUCACAGAAGCAGAUAAAGCAAUAGAUGAGUUGGAGCAGCAGUACAACUACACUGAAUAUUCAAAACAGGUCUCAGUGCUCUGUGGUGUAAAGAGGAUACAGCUGAUCCAGCUGUAUUGUGACAAAGGUCUAACAACUCAGGACAGUGAGUUGAGCAAGAAACUGCAACAUGUGGAAAAGCUUGUACAGAAGGCUAAAGCAGGGACAAAGGAGGAGAACAGAGAAGCAGCGGACGCAAUAGAUGAGUUGGAGCUGCAGUACAGCGACACUGAAUAUUCAAAACAGGUCUCAAUGUUCUGUGAUGUAAAGAGGAAAGAGCUGAACCCACUGUAUAGUUACAAAGGUCUAAAACGUUGGAACAGACAGUUGUACCAUGAAUUGAAUGCUGUGGAACAUAUUGUAAAGCGGACUAAAUUAAGACUGGAGAAGAAUAUCAGUAACGCUGAGGAGAUGAUCAGUAACGCUGAGGAGAUGAUCAGUAACGCUGAGGAGAAGAUCAGUCACGCUGAGGAGAUCAGUGAAGCUGAGGAGAAGAUCAGUAAGCUGGAGCUGCAGUACUUCACCACUGAAUAUUCAGGACGUGUCUCAUUGUUCUGCAUGACAAAGAGAGCAGAGCUGUACUGGUGCAGACUACUACACAGUGAUAAAUAACAGAUAACGACUGUGUAAAUAUAGAGGGUGAGAGCAGCAGGUAUCAAGCUCCUUAGUGGUGGACGAGAUGGAGAAACAUCUGAUCGAGAUCAAGUGUUGUGGAGAGAAGAGAAUGGGUUAAAAGACCAACACACACACACACACACACACACACAGAGAUACACACACACACUUUAGGAGUGACAGAAUACAUAAUCCGGACACAUAAAUUGUGGAUCUGUUACAGUUGUCAAAAAUCAAAGUAACCCAAUUCCUGUAGAAAAAAAAAGUGUUCAUGUGUUUGCUGUAAACGUCUUUAAUGUUGUUUUGAUUUUAAUGAUGUUUUUUUCUUGUGUUUAACAUCUUGAACAUUUUACGUUUGAAGAACAAAAUGUUAAAGAUCUGCUGCAGCUGUUACAUCAAUAAUAUGAUUAAUAUGAACAUGUUGAGUAACAAAGCUUCAUGCUGUAACAUGAAUGUGGUGAUUUUAGUUCAGUGCUUUUGAAGGUUUUUGUGAUUUUACUGCAACCUUUUUUUUUUUACAUUUAUUUAAAUAAACUAACCCAUAUUGUAGAGGUUAUUGUAGAGGUUAACCACAGGAACUGAAGAUGUUUUGAAGCUGUGAUUUAAUGUGCAGAUGAUAAUAGAGAAGAGAUUUUGGUGCUUUUCUUGUGGACAGAAUGAAGCUCUAGACAUAAGAAGUAACUAAAUGAACAGACUGAGAUGUUCCUGAGCCGUGUCUUCAGACUAACACUGUCAGGAUGAAACUCUGCAGACGUUCUGAAGUUUCUCUCAGCAGAUUUACUCUGAGCUUUGUUUCAUGAUGAACACAAUUCACUUCAUCUCUUCUCACUGGAUUUGCUUGAGUAAAAAAAGCUUUUCUGUAUUUUGUGUCGCAGAAACAUUUCUGUGGUGUAAAAAUGUUUGUGCUGCAUGUUUUAUAAUAAAGGGCAGCGUCGCUGUUUUUAUAGCUUCCACACUAACACACUUACAGCUACACAAACUUAUACACAAACAUAUAAACUCUUAUACACACACUUACAGCUGCAUGUAUCAUUUACUCUGUAUGUGCUUUUAAAGGCAGAAUAAAUAAAAGUGUCUUAGAUCAUUUUA